UGAAGACACUGCCUCAAACAUCGCAUUUGUGUAAAUCCCGCGAUACUCUAUAAAGCACACCAUUUUCCAAUAUGAUAUUUAUUCAUUUUGGUUUUACCAAUCAAACAACACUUUUAUCAACAAAAUGCUGCACUUAUUUUUGACGUCUUUAUCCCGUCCCACACUUGGACCCUUCUAAAUAAAGCGACAGCAUGAAAUCAAAGCUGACCAAACCAAUAGGACCAAACAGUGUUUUAGAGACGUUAAAACGUUGUUUUGUUUUUUUAAUACAUAGAAUAAAAAAUAAUGCCAUUACAAUUUAAAAGGCGGUCUAUAUUUGCAAUAGAGUAACAGCUACACUUUCAUGCAGAAGAUUAACCUAGGUGAACCCAGAAAUGUAGCAUGGACGCAUGCGCGGUCGAUGUCCAGACUUGGCAAAAUAAUAACCCCAAACUACAACUACCACUGUCAUUGCGGAGCUCUUCCUUCAUAUGUUCAGUAGUUGUUAGUGUUACGCACAGAGAGAACCCAAAGAGAAUAUGGCAUUCCAAAAAAUCAGGAAAGAAGAAACUCUCUCAAUGAGGAAGAGAUUAAUCGGGCAGUCAUGCAGACUAUUUUAUUCAGAUGACCCUGUGAAAAUAGUGAGAGCGAGAGGCCAAUAUCUAUUCGAUGAAAAUGGGCAGCGCUAUCUGGAUUGCAUCAGUAACGUUCAUCAUGUGGGCCACUGUCACCCCAGCAUUACACAGGCUGCAGUGGCACAGAUGGACCUCCUGAACACAAAUACAAGAUUCCUGCACGACAACAUUAUAAUGUAUGCAGACCGCCUGGCUGCCACCCUGCCUGAGAAACUGUGUGUCUUCUACUUUGUCAACUCUGGUUCAGAGGCCAAUGAUCUUGCCCUACGCUUGGCACAUCAGUACACUCAACAUGAGGAUGUCAUUGUGCUUGACCAUGCAUACCAUGGGCAUCUAAUGUCCCUCAUCGACAUUAGUCCUUACAAGUUCCGGAAACUGGCAGGACAGAAAGAAUGGGUUCAUGUGGCACCCUUACCAGACACCUACAGAGGCAUGUACAGAGAGGAUCACCCCAACCCUGGCCAAGCAUAUGCUGAUACUGUAAAAGAUCUAAUAGAGGAGGUGCACGGGAAAGGUCGCAAGAUUUCUGCCUUCUUUGCUGAAUCAUUGCCAAGUGUUGGAGGACAAAUCAUUUUGCCCCAAGGAUACUCAGCUAAAGUUGCAGAACACAUUCGCGCAGCUGGUGGAGUGUUUGUGGCGGACGAGGUGCAGACAGGCUUUGGACGUGUGGGGAGUCACUUCUGGGCUUUCCAGCUGCAGGGGGACGGAUUCUGUCCUGACAUAGUGACAAUGGGGAAACCAAUGGGCAAUGGGCAUCCCUUGGCAUGUGUGGCAACCACUGCAGAGAUAGCUGGAGCUUUCACAGCUAAUGGAGUGGAAUACUUCAAUACGUUUGGGGGGAAUCCAGUGUCCUGUACUAUUGGUCUGGCCGUACUUGAUGUGAUAGAAAAAGAGGACCUAAGAGGAAACGCCACAAGGGUGGGAGAGCAUCUCAAAGAUUUGCUCAAAAAACUACAAACAAGACAUCAAGUAAUUGGCGAUGUCAGAGGUGUUGGACUGUUUGUAGGUCUUGAGUUGGUUAAAGACAGGAAGCAGAAGACUCCUGCCACAGAAACAGCAGCACUGGUGGUGAAAAGAUUAAAAGAAGAGGAUAAAAUCUGCGCCAGUACAGACGGCCCCUGGGAAAGCGUUGUGAAGUUCAAACCUCCCAUGUGUUUCAGUAUGGAGGAUGCAGAGCUGGUGGUACAAUGUAUCGACCGCAUCCUCACAGACAUGGAAGCCAGUGACAUUUAAACUGGAAAAGGAAGACAUCUAAGGUGUUCAGAGCCAUUUUAAAAGGCAUCACUUCAAUGAAUUCAUCCAAUUGCAGGUUAUUAUAUUUUUCAUUAUGCCAGCUACAG
Molecule: messenger RNA, 1954 nt
Organism: Centropristis striata (black sea bass)
Lineage: Eukaryota; Metazoa; Chordata; Actinopteri; Perciformes; Serranidae
Gene: phykpl
Product: 5-phosphohydroxy-L-lysine phospho-lyase
Exons: 13
Coding region: 519-1847 (442 amino acids)
Cellular component (GO): mitochondrion
Molecular function (GO): pyridoxal phosphate binding; transaminase activity
Source: RefSeq, a predicted model, not a curated record